Mytilus californianus (California mussel) is the source of this 2520-nucleotide messenger RNA. RefSeq names its product chromobox protein homolog 1-like. The record is from RefSeq and is a predicted model, not a curated record. The coding region runs from base 87 to 788 and encodes 233 amino acids. Lineage: Eukaryota; Metazoa; Mollusca; Bivalvia; Mytilida; Mytilidae. Gene Ontology annotation, cellular component: pericentric heterochromatin; nucleus. Gene Ontology annotation, molecular function: chromatin binding. The transcript is spliced from 6 exons. Gene Ontology annotation, biological process: chromatin organization; negative regulation of transcription by RNA polymerase II.
UUUAAAGCACAUGCGCAUAAUCCUAAAAUCACCGGGUAAACUUGAUACAAAUUAUUUUGUGCAUAGAAUUGCAGAAAGAAAAAGUAAUGGAACAUGACCCUAUAUCCCCUCUUGCAGGAUCGAAUCGCUUCACCACGCUAACCAGUGACACUACUACAAACCCAAAAAUACAGACAGAAAGGAUGAUGACUGAUGGUGUAAUGAAUAGACCAAAGAUGGCAACAAAAGAAAAAGAUCCUGUUGAAGAAAUGGAAGAUGGUGAAGAAGAGGAGGAAGAAUAUACAGUGGAAAAAGUUCAAGAUUCAAGGAUGAAAAAUGGAAAAAAAGAAUAUUUACUCAAAUGGAAAGGAUAUCCAGAUUCAGAAAAUACAUGGGAACCUAUGGAAAACCUAGACUGUCCUGAUCUCAUAGAGGAGUUUGAAGAAAAGAAAAAGAAGAAAGAUUUGGAAAAGAAAAGAAAAUCAACCAAUGGACCAGAUGAGGGAGCAGCAAAAAAGAAAAAAAAAGUGGCAGACGCUAAAUCCACCGUAAGGAAGGAAGAGGAUAACAAACCACGAGGAUUUGACAGAGGGCUACAGCCAGAAAGAAUUAUAGGUGCAACAGACAGUUCUGGGGAACUAAUGUUCUUAAUGAAAUGGAAAGACAGUGAUGAAGCAGAUUUAGUGCCAGCACGACAAGCAAAUGUUAAAUGUCCACAGAUUGUUAUAGCAUUUUAUGAAGAAAGACUUACGUGGCAUACACACAAUGAUAAUGAAGACGAAGAUAACAAAGACGACUCUAAAUCAUAAGGCUGUAUCUUGUUCAUUAAAGUAGGGGAUCAGAACAUCUCUUGUCAACCAGCAGAUAUUUUGCACAUACUUUAGUGCUGUUUUUACAUUCAGGUUUUUAAAUACUUGUAUGUGAGCUGUGGUUGUGGUAGCAAAAAAAGUUGGAAUUUUUAAAUUAUUGGAAAAGUUAAUAUUAAUUAAGAACCUUUAGUUAUAGUUUGAACUUCAAUUUUAUGGGCAUGAAAAAUAAAAGGUUCAAGAAAUUUUGAAUGAAUUUGAGUAGAAAGUAUUAUCCGUCUAUAUACUCUACCACAACCAGGAACUGAUUAAAUCAAGAUGUUUUUUUAUAUUGUAAAUAUUUAAACAUUGUAAUUAAGUCAUUAUCAUCUAUCGUUCAUCGUCUAGUUCAUAAGGAUAAAUCACCCUCAUUGAAACAAACUCUCAAGCUCAGUGUAUUUUAUAACGUGUUUUAAUGCACAGAUUUUUGCACGAUAAAGUACCAUAGGUCAAUUUUUCUACAGUAUGCCAUAUUUUGAGAUUUUAAGAAAUAAUGUCUUUAGCAAGUGUUAGGUUUAACUUAAAUCUCCAGACUUGCCGCUCAUUGCUACGAAAAAUAAAAUCAUCAAUCAAGUAGCAUGUACUACUACUAAGAACCCUAGAUAGUUGUAAAGUCUGUUAAAAAUAUGACUGAUUUAACAUGGGAAUCUUUGACCCGACAUUAUUUUUGAGUAAGUUGCUUGAUAAGAAAAUACUUACAGUGAUUGUGUACAUGUAGUUUGACAUAAUUGAAAGCUUUUGUUUAUCAUUAUUUUAUCGUCUAAAAUUAUACAUAUUAAAACAUAAAGGUUAGAAAAUCUAGUAGGUAUAAAUGGAGAGAUGUCCACUUUCAGGUAAGAUGGGUAUCAUGGUCCAAGUGGCUCUGAUUCUAAUAAGGGGUAAUAAAGAUCACUAAAACAGAAUCCAUUGGCUGAUUUGGUUUGUAUUGGUACAUUUGCCUAUAUGAUAACACUCAUUUUCAUAUCAAACUUGCAAGACAUCCCCUGAAUGUUUUCUCAAAUAAUAAUUGUUUGAAAUGCAUGAAAGUAAGUUAUUUUAAAAAAUGUAUAUUUCAUUUUUUGUUGUACACACUAUUGAUCGAAUUUGUCUUGUAUGUCCAUGUACUGUGAAAAGAUACACCUGCCAUACAGUCAUUAAAAAUGGCAAGACUAUCAACAGCCAAGGUCAAAGAAUACCAUCUGGCCGUGAAAAAUUCUCUUGUAAAUGGUAUCAGUCUAAUGGCAUAGUCAAAUGUGAUGUCUAAUAAAGUAAAUAUUUUGAAAGAAAAGUUAAUCUUUGUCCUUUUUAGAAGUCUAUAACAAAAUGGCUUUUUUUUUAAAUGAGUAUAUUUAUAACACUAAAAAUCAGUCUAUCUGUUUUUAUACUUGUUGAAUGACCAGGGAAGUUGUAGACAUGCAUUUCUACAAGCCAUUAUUGUAAUGAUUUGUUUAUUAUCCUAUAGAAAACUAAUAUUCUGGUAGAAUUCUACUGCAAUGGAUCCAUAUCCAGAUCUCAAAACUGCUUUUUAAAGGAUGUAUUUGUCAGUCAAUUGUUAUUAAAAUAUUGUAUUUUUAACAAAUUUUGAUCAGGUGUACGUUUUUAACUAUGCUUUCAGUUCCAUUACCAUCUUUGCUUGAUUAGGCAAUAGAUGAGUUAGAAUCAACAGUGGACUUGGAGUUAAAACAGAGAAUUUUAAUAAAAUGUCUUUUAUCUAGUA